Molecule: messenger RNA, 3521 nt
Organism: Tetranychus urticae (two-spotted spider mite)
Lineage: Eukaryota; Metazoa; Arthropoda; Arachnida; Trombidiformes; Tetranychidae
Product: sodium/potassium/calcium exchanger 4
Biological process (GO): calcium ion transmembrane transport; intracellular calcium ion homeostasis
Cellular component (GO): plasma membrane
Molecular function (GO): calcium channel activity; calcium, potassium:sodium antiporter activity
Source: RefSeq, a predicted model, not a curated record
GAAUAUCGCGCUUAAAUCCAAUAAAAUAAUGUUAACUUGCCUGAGUUUGGAGUUUUGUAUAUUUUCACUCCCAGGACAAGAUUAACAUUAGUUAUUGUCUAAAUUUCAUUAAUUAUCAUAAGUUAUAAUCAUUAUGAAGAUGAUUGUGAUUGUGAAAAGGAUGAUGGUGAUGAUGGGAAUGAGGUGAAGAGAGCAAGGUUAAGGUAGAAAGGAUAAAGAGUGAUUUUGGAUUGAAACUGAUAAUGUAAUGGAAACAUAAAUUUAAUGGGUUAAAUCUUAUCAACAUUUGAAAUAUUAUUCUUCUUCUGUUUUCCUCUCCUAUUCAACUUACAGCCUUAACUAACAACAAUCAAUACGACAAUCAAAUUUACAACGAAAAUUUCAUCCAAUCUUAAACCAUUCAAUUGUGCUUCAAAUGCUUGGGUCAAUCAGUUGUUCAUAAGGAACUCUCGUUUUUUGGAUACAUUUAAAGUUGCCUGUUAAAAUUAGUGAAAUAAGAAACAUUUACCAUUCCAUUGAGUGUUUCAAUGUUCAAGUCCAGUUAUGGAUCGAUAUGUAAUCCAGUGAACCUUGAAGUUAUUAUCAUUCAUCACUAAUCAUCAGCCUCAUCAUCAUUUCCAACACUAUCAACAAUCUUGAAAAGGAUAGAAAGAUGGGUAAAUCAAUUGCAGUGAAAAGGUUAAUUGUUCAAAAAUUAGCUCUUGUAGUUGUUAUACUCAUCUUUUCAGUGAUCAACAUUUAUAUCAAAGGAAAAGGAAAGAUAGACCAUGAAACGGAACAAUCAGAUGGACAAUCAACUACCAGUCUUGAUAAAGAAAAUAUUAAAGAAGUUAGUGCCAAUCAAAUGGUUGGAUCAAAAUUUAGAUUAUUUAAUAAACAAAGUAAUAGUGGCCAAUUGGAUGGCAAGUCGCCAAUCAAUCAAUUGAAUUUAGCACAAUCAUUAGCGGUUAAGAUAAGAAGAAAACGGAGAAACCUUCUUUCAAUCGAUUACGAGAAAGGUCCACUUUCAUUAUCAUUGCUACAAUCAACUUCUUCCGUCGCAGAUGAAACCAAUGGAGAGAUCAAAGUGAAUAAUAUCAGUGAACCAGUUCAACCAAAGGUUACAAAGCCUUCGAGAAAAAAGUCUAAACAUAAACAGAAGCAAAAACAAGUUGAGGGUGAAGGAACAACGACGGCAACAUCAUCGUCGACAUCCACGGAAACUUCACAGACAAUCAAUGGAACUGAACCAGAGGCUGUUACAAACAAAACAGAAACAAAGUCUAAAAAGCGUAAAACUAAGACUGGGAAAAAAAAGUUAAUCCCAUCACCAGGAUCAAUAGGACAAUCAAUUGAAACCAAGUCAUCUAAUGAAUCAGAGAAUUCCAACAGUACUUCAAAAACACCAGAAACACCAGUGACAACACGGAUACACGCAGCUCCACCCAAAACGAUAAUUCCAUUGCUUAAAAAUGUUAAAAUUAAAGAGUGUACAGCACCGGCUUUCAAAGAGUUUCCAACGGACAUUUUUGGUCACAAGGCACGGAAACAUGGAGCUAUUAUAAUUCAUAUUGCUGUGGCUUGUUAUAUGUUUUAUUGUUUAGCAAUUGUUUGUGAUCACUAUUUCUUAACAUCACUCGAAGAAUGUGCAAUUAGACUCAAUUUAUCCAAUGAUGUUGCCGGAGCAACUUUGAUGGCUGCUGGUUCAUCAGCCCCAGAACUUUUUACAGCAAUAUUAGGUGUUUUUGUUGCUAAAGGUGAUGUUGGAACAGGAACAAUUGUUGGAUCAGCUGUAUUCAACAUUCUCUUUGUCAUAGGAUUAUGUGGUGUUUUAACUACUGCGACCGUUUUGACUUGGUGGCCUGUUGCAAGAGACUCAACUUACUAUACCUUCACUGUUUUAGUCCUUAUUUUGGUUGCUUAUGAUGGAGAAGUAACCACUUUUGAAUCAGCCCUUAUGUUGAUUUUCUACGUUGGUUACAUUGUGGUUAUGCAUUUUAAUCAUCAAAUCCGUGAUUUAGUAACAGCCAAAUUAAUGGAUAAAGGUUAUUUGUCAAAUUUACCUGAACCCGGUGAAGUAGAUGAGAUUAAACCUCAAAAUUCAGUUGCAUAUUACCAGUCAAUGCAAGUUGAUGAAUGGUCUUAUAACAAUAAUCAGCCAACAUCCAAUUACAAUAAUUAUAAUUCCUACAAUCAACAAUACUCUGGUUAUUCAGGAUUAGCUCCAUCCAUGGAUCCAAAUAAAACGUCUCUCUAUGAAGCAGCUCAGAUUGUUAUUAUAAAACACAAACGUCUUUUUCCGGCCAUAACUCGUUUUCGGGCAGCAGCCAAUUAUACGAUAUCAAUUAACCGUAAAAGACACGGUAAAAGUCAAAAACAACGACGACAAGAAUUUAAUUAUAAAGCCAGAGAAGAUGGCGAUCACGCAUCUGGUUUGUCCAAAGUUGCCCAUGAACGAAUCACUUCGAGUCCCAAUGUUGAAGAUUGGUCUCUUGUACCAAAUCCAGUUGUUGAAGGCUGGUUACCAGUACUUAGAUGGUGUAUCAUUGCCCCUUUACAUGCAACUCUCUUCUACACGAUACCCAACUGUAAAACAAGAACUAACCUUUACCUGGUUACAUUUCUCAUGUCCGUCUUUUGGAUAGCCAUUUUUUCAUACAUUAUGGUUUGGAUGGUAACCCUUGUUGGAUUCACACUCGGAAUACCUGAUAGUAUUAUGGGAAUAACUUUUCUUGCUGCAGGAACCUCAAUACCUGAUGCUUAUGCAUCAAUUCAUGUUGCCCGUCAGGGGCAAGGAGAUAUGGCCGUAUCCAAUUCGAUAGGCAGUAAUGUAUUUGAUAUUUUAGUUGGAUUAGCGCUUCCCUGGUUUGUCGAGACAGCUCUUUGGCAACCUGGGACAACGGCAAGCAUCAACAGUCGUGGAUUAUUUUAUGCGAUAAUCUUAUUGUUUCUCUCAUUAUUGGUGACAAUUUAUCUCUUCCAUCGUAACCGUUGGACACUCAAUCCUAAAUUAGGAUAUGCCUUACUUGCUACUUAUGCUGUUUUCCUUGUAUUCUGCGGAGCUUUGGAGCUCAAUCUACUUGGCUACGUUAAUCCAGUUAUGUGUGAAGAAUGAUAAUCAUCUUUAUGAAAUACAAUCAUACAAAUUAUAUUAUUAUUAUCAUUACUAUUAUGUUAUUGAUUGUUUUGAAAAUGGAAAUCAAUUUUUGUUUGUUUCCUUCUUUGUUUUUCAUUGUUUUCUGUGUGAGACAAUCCAAUAAUCAACUGUAAGCUUUUAUUAUCAAUCGUCUUUAUGUAUUAAAACAAGUACAAUCAGAUCUGAGAAAACAAAAGCAAGGAUUAACUUGAAUCAUCUCAACCUUUCAAUCAUAAUAAUUUACUCUAAUUGUAAAUGAUCAAUUUUCCAUUCCUCAAUUUACCAUGAAAAAGAAAUAAUUUUCAAUGAUUAUUGACCCUUUCUGUCUCUCUACCGAUCAAAAGUACAAUCAACUCAGUUGAUUUAGCUUGAACCUUGAAAAUAUUAUUACCACUAGUUACAUUAA